Molecule: messenger RNA, 780 nt
Organism: Phytophthora sojae
Lineage: Eukaryota; Oomycota; Peronosporomycetes; Peronosporales; Peronosporaceae
Exons: 1
Coding region: 1-780 (259 amino acids)
Source: RefSeq, a predicted model, not a curated record
AUGAUGGACAAAGUGCAGAGUACUGCGGUCAUUGCCGCGAAUAUUGUCCUCCCCGGCUCAGGCGCACUUGUCAACAGCGCGUUUGAGCUCGGCAAGGUCCUGUUACAGGUCGCCCAGGUAUUGAGUGGGUUGGAAGAGAAGGCGUCUGCAUUCAAGACACAGCAGACUAACAUCAUCGAAGACGUGGAGGACUUCCGCUGGGCCCUCGAUAUGCUGCAGCGCGUCAAGAACCAAGACAAACUGACCGCCGGACUGCAGAAACUGAUCAUGAAGUUCGAGGCGGAGGUCCGAAACUACGAUCGCGUCGUGGACAAAUACUCCAAGAAGAACAUCCUCAAGCAGCUGGUGUUCCACCAGGAAGUGGACAACGCGAGCUUGAACGCGAAGAAAACCAAGGAAAAACUGGUCGAGCGCCUCACCACCGAAUGCUCCAUUGAUGGGAGUGUUAACUUCCGUAGCGCAGUCCCAAUUGCAGCCCCGAUUGAGGAACGAAACAAGCGGUAUAUGAAAUUUGUCGAUUCUACUGAAGCAAUGACGGCCAUGGGCGACCCCGACAACCAGAAGGAGAUCCUGGCGACUUUCUCUUGCCUGGGUCGUCGGAAUGACGUGACGAUGCAGAACACCCUGGACACUAGGGACGGCGUGGUCAGCGUUAUCAAGGAAAAGCUGUGGGCGAGCUCAAGCCGCACUGUUCGAGAUGAGAUCAGCAACCUCCCGGACUGGUACGUCACGGAAGACGAAGUCGAGAUCGACAUGUCGAUGUUCAUUGGAUUUGGCUGA